Molecule: messenger RNA, 2181 nt
Organism: Morchella sextelata
Lineage: Eukaryota; Fungi; Ascomycota; Pezizomycetes; Pezizales; Morchellaceae
Exons: 4
Coding region: 1-2181 (726 amino acids)
Source: RefSeq, a predicted model, not a curated record
AUGCAUACUAUGCAAUACUCCAGCGAGCAGCAUAGGCCCCCCCCUCUAUGGGGCUUGGGAUUAUCAAACUCUCAGAAUAUAGCGUAUCAGCCCAUACCAUUACAGCAACUACCACCGGGGCAAGGCGAAAAAUAUGAUCCGCAUUUAGGCCCACCAGGCUACUACAACCCGCCGCCGCCCCAUCACCGCAAUUCGAUUCCUCCACCGCCACCUACACCACCCCCAGAACCAGAGGCCAAGUCUCAUGGUUUCUUUUCCGGGGGCUGGAGAAGUGGGGUGACAUAUGCCGCAAUCGCAACAUUCGUGGUGUUUCUCAUUAACCUCUCGGUGACGUUGUGGGCGAAUAAUAAGUAUAGAAAUGUGGGCGGUUUGGGAGUAUUGCAGCAAGGUGGAUGUGCGAAAAUUAAGAGGUCGAGUUUGUGGAUCCAUUUGGCUAUCAACGCCUUGAGUACGGCGUUGCUGAGUGCAAGUAAUUAUACGUCGCAGACCUUGAGCGCACCCACGAGGAAGGAGGUGGAUAGAGCUCACGCGAGACGGAGGUGGUUAGAUAUUGGGGUUUCAAGCUUAAGGAACUUGGGAAAGAUUAGCUGGACUAGAUUUCUGCUCUGGUUAUUUCUGAUGUUUAGUUCUGUGCCAUUGCAUUUCCUUUACAAUUCUGCCGUCUUUACAACGCUGGAAACGAAUUCCUACAGCACCACGACCGUCUCCGAGGGUGCCCUGGACAAAUAUCUCUCAAACACUACAAACAGCGAUCUCUAUUAUUUCACCGACCCCCGCACUUUUAACCACACCGACAAACUAGUCUGCAUGAAAGCCUACGGGAAACAAAUAAUCUCGGAUCGCCGAGACGUCAUCAUCGUGACCGACGGAAGUGCAGGUGCAAAAUUCACCGGCAGUCAUGGCUUUCAGGAAGCUGGCACAAAUACCGGACGCCAGCCCUUCGAUUGGCUAUGUGACAGCACCGGCGUUACAACACUCAGCUGCAAUAUUGACGACGCGAUCGCUCGAAUCGAUAACUGGAAAAUGAAUGGGGGUAAUGUUCAGUAUUGUCUGAGUGAAUACAUGGAAGAAAACUGUAGCCUGGGUUAUAGUCUCCAGAUAAUGACUAUAGUUAUUGUGUGUAAUGCUAUCAAAUGCAUCUGCAUGCUGUUGGCAGUGUUUCUCUCGAGGAAUUUGGAUGAUACAUUGGUUACAAUUGGGGAUGCUAUAGAAUCGUUUUUGAAUAAGAAAGAUUCAACGACAUCUGGCAUGUGUACAGCAAGUAAAAAGGAUAUCAAAGAUGGUGUUUGGGGACCAGUAAUGGCUCAAGGUUUGAGUAGGCCGAUGCAGGCACGUAUUUGGACGCCUCAAAGGAAGGCUUGGUUUCGGGCUGCCAGUAUUUGGCAGUGGGUUCUAUGUUUAGGACUUGCCUUAGUUGGUAUCGUCACCGUACUCGGCUUCCUCUUUAUCGGUAUCGCCAACUGGAACGAGUAUGGUGUCUCCCGUACUCCCGCCUCCAUGUGGAAACUGGGUUUUGGCGCUGUCAACACCCUCGCUCUAGCCGCAACUCCCACCAAUGCCUCUAGCACCAGCUACCGUGCUCUCGUCUCAGCUGUUCUUCUUUCCAACUUGCCCCAGGUUAUCUUCUCAUUCCUGUAUCUCCUCUACAACUCACUCUUCACCUGCAUGCUCCUAGCCUCUGAGUGGGAGCGUUUCGCUACAGACCGGCGCCCACUCCGCACAACUACCCCCAAGGGGGAGCAGAGGAGCACCUACUUCCUGCAUCUGCCCUACCGGUAUAGCAUCCCACUCAUGAUUGGGUCUCUUGUGAUGCACUGGUUCAUCUCGCAGAGCAUCUUCCUUGCGCGGAUCCUCGAGUUCAAAGGUGGGACGUUGACAAAUUACUCGAUAACAACUACCGGAUACUCUCCGAUUGCGAUUCUCUUCGCAGUGAUCCUGGGGCUUCUAAUGCUGCUGACAGUGUCGGCGAUGGGGUUGCGGCGGUAUUCGGGACAUAUGCCGCUAGCGGGGAGUUGCAGUGCGGCAAUCAGUGCGGCGUGUCAUACGCAGGAAUGGGCUGUGGCGGAGAUGCCGGUGAUGUGGGGUGUCACUGAGAUUAAUGGCGGAGUGGGGCAUUGUGCGUUCAGUGGGGCGGAGGUUGGGAAGCCGGUUGCGGGGGCGUGGUAUGCGGGGGAGAAGUGA